Coniophora puteana RWD-64-598 SS2 is the source of this 225-nucleotide messenger RNA. RefSeq names its product DUF1748-domain-containing protein. The transcript is spliced from 2 exons. Gene Ontology annotation, cellular component: cytoplasm. The record is from RefSeq and is a predicted model, not a curated record. The coding region runs from base 1 to 225 and encodes 74 amino acids. NCBI's taxonomy places the organism in Eukaryota, Fungi, Basidiomycota, Agaricomycetes, Boletales, Coniophoraceae.
AUGGCACUGGGCCGAAUUGCGCAUUACGCUAUUGACGCUGCCCUUUUGUCAACCGUCCUCGCUGGGAUUCGUCGGUCUAGUGGCUUCACGCCUGACACUAACUCUAUAUCGGAUGCCACGAUGCGCAGUGUGGCAGAACGCUUCCUUGGCUUUGGUGAAACCGUAUUCGAUAUGGCACAAGCCACAGCCGUAAACAGCCAGUAUUUCAGGAAGGAUAAGAGAUAG